Molecule: messenger RNA, 420 nt
Organism: Penicillium brevicompactum
Lineage: Eukaryota; Fungi; Ascomycota; Eurotiomycetes; Eurotiales; Aspergillaceae
Exons: 3
Coding region: 1-420 (139 amino acids)
Cellular component (GO): mitochondrion; cytosol
Molecular function (GO): deaminase activity
Source: RefSeq, a predicted model, not a curated record
AUGUCCAAGGUAGCACGAACCCCCGUCCGCACAGAGCGUGCGCCACUUCCACCGCCAUUCCUAUCGCAAGGCCUGGUUGUCGGAGAUGUGGUCUACUGUUCGGGCCAGGUAGGAGCCGACCCGACCACGGGCAAACUGGUGGAGGGGAGCAUCCAGAACCGAACGCGACAAAUCCUUCGCAACCUCAAUGCCGUCCUCGAGGCCGGCGGGUCUAGCCUCCACGACGCGAUCAAGGUCAACAUUUUCCUGACCGACAUGGCCGAUUUCCCCGCUGUGAACGAGGUCUACGCGACCUUUUUCUCGGAUCCUAAGCCGGUGCGCACCUGCGUCAGCGUCAAGUCCCUCCCACUAGGAACGGAUGUCGAAAUCGAAUGUUCUGGUCUGGUUACGAGUGGAAAUGGGCGCAGUUCUAGACUUUGA